Messenger RNA from Rhipicephalus microplus (southern cattle tick), 1193 nucleotides. Its product is annotated as neural cell adhesion molecule 2. The record is from RefSeq and is a predicted model, not a curated record. Gene Ontology annotation, molecular function: protein binding. Lineage: Eukaryota; Metazoa; Arthropoda; Arachnida; Ixodida; Ixodidae.
ACGCCCCGCUGUGCAAGGCGAACCAGCACGUAGUGUACGCCGCAUCGCGGCACCAGGAGGUCGAAGUGCAUUGCGAGGUCGAAGCAGACCCGAGAAACGUCACCUUCGAGUGGCGCUUCAACAGCACUCUGCAGCAGCGGCCCCUCAAGAGCUUCUGGGUGGAGGGCACACGCAGCGUUGCCCGAUACAUACCUCACAGCCACACCGAGUACGGCACCUUGCUCUGCACUGCAUCAAACCGCAUAGGAAAGCAGCGACAGCCGUGCCUCUUUCACGUCGUCCAGGCAGGUCCACCGGGGCCUGUGGAGAACUGCUCUAUCACGAACCAGACCGAGGGAUCUCUGCACCUGGAGUGCCAGGCUGGCUCGGACGGUCACAUGCCAGCCCACUUCGUCCUGUCCGUGCACGAUGUGCUCACAGCCACUGUCGUCGCUAACUUCACUGCCGAUAAACCAGACUUUUGGGUUCACGACCUUCUUCCGGGUGUAGAGUACUUCCUAGUGAUAUCGUCUGUGAAUGAGCGGGGCCGGAGUCCUGAGCUAACCAUUCUGCCUCCAAUUAUGCCUCUAGUGGGCAAACUCACCAAGUCAAGCAGCGCAGCGAAAAUCUACUCCAACGUCUUGCUCAUCGUGGUGGUCGUGUCCGUGUCGCUGCUCUGCCUGUUGCCACUCAUUGUGUUUGCGGUGAUGAAGCUGAGGAGAAGUGACUUCUUCAUGAAGAGUCGUGUGGCCAAGAAAGACCGCACAGAGAGUGACACUUGCCCAUCUACGACGACCGCCAGUCCUCAAGAGGCGAUGCAGCUGCAGAUAUCAUCGGUGUACCCGAAGGAAGACAACCAAGUUUGGAUUGUUAAAAAGAGCACCGGCCUAUGAGCAAGGUGUGGCGACACUGUCCCCAGCGUGGCACUUCGAGGCUACACGACGGGAGGAUUGUACAGGCGGACCAGUGUGUCGCGCGUUGGAGUGUAGUUUAGUCUUCGGUUGACACUGAAGCCUUUGUAUUACUGGUCAUCAGUGACUGUGAUGAAUAUGUGUUCGAGAAGGAAAGCCAAGUAACCCAAAUCUUCAAGUGGGUUCAUCGAGUGGUUCGCGUCUGGGAGACAAUUUUCACAUUUUUUUUUAGAUGGGGCACGAAAGGGACGUUUGAACAGCGGCAUCGAUGUGUUAUAGACGCCUAAUAGACGGCGCUGAAAA